Messenger RNA from Syngnathoides biaculeatus (alligator pipefish), 2139 nucleotides. It is a transcript of the gene lman1, whose product is annotated as lectin, mannose-binding, 1. Gene Ontology annotation, molecular function: D-mannose binding. Gene Ontology annotation, cellular component: Golgi membrane; COPII-coated ER to Golgi transport vesicle; endoplasmic reticulum membrane. The coding region runs from base 148 to 1767 and encodes 539 amino acids. The transcript is spliced from 13 exons. NCBI's taxonomy places the organism in Eukaryota, Metazoa, Chordata, Actinopteri, Syngnathiformes, Syngnathidae. Gene Ontology annotation, biological process: endoplasmic reticulum organization; endoplasmic reticulum to Golgi vesicle-mediated transport; Golgi organization. The record is from RefSeq and is a predicted model, not a curated record.
ACUUCCCCGGAGGCCCGCCGCCGCAGUGUGUGUGUGCGUGUGAGCCGGACCCGUGGACCAAUGAGGAGGCGCCCUGUUGGCCUGCGGGCAUCCCGUCGUGCUCGUGUGCUUCCGCACUGAGCGCUACGUCAGCACCGACACGAAAACAUGGCGGUGGCCACAGGAGCAACACGGCGGCGGCACCAUCAGCAGCGGCAGCGGUGGUGGGCUUCGUCCUCCGUGGCGGGGAGGUUGUCGGUCGCUCUUCUCGCGGUGCUGCUUUGCUACAGCGGCGUCGUUGAAGUGACCGCCGACGACGAAGCGGCGGACGCCGUCGCGCAGACGCUGGACGCAGCGGACCUGGCUCCCCACCGCCGGUUCGAGUACAAGUACAGCUUCAAGGGGCCACAUCUGGUCCAGACGGACGGCACGAUCCCCUUCUGGAUACACAGUGGCAAUGCCAUCCCGAGUGCGGACCAGGUACGAAUCGCGCCAUCACUCAAGAGUCAGCGUGGAUCCGUAUGGUGCAAAAACAAAAUGACCUUCAAACACUGGGAGGCCGAAGUGACGUUUCGGGUGACGGGAAGAGGCCGAAUGGGAGCGGACGGCUUGGCCAUCUGGUUCACCUCAGCUCAGGGCCGCCAGGGACCUGUGUACGGCGCUGCCGACAAGUGGAACGGAGUCGGGAUUUUCUUUGACUCCUUCGACAACGACGGAAAGAAAAAUAACCCCGUUGUCGUUGUCGUCGGAAACAAUGGCAAACUUGUUUAUGACCAUAAACGUGACGGCAGCACACAAGCCCUGGGCACAUGUUUGCGGGACUUCCGCAACAAGCCGUAUCCGGUCAGGGCCAAAGUGACUUACUACAAACAGACUCUAACAGUGAUGAUCAACAACGGCUUCACUCCUGACAAAGAUGACUUUGAAUUCUGCACCAAAGUGGACAACAUGAUCAUUCCCGCUGAGGGCUUCUUUGGCGUCUCGGCUGCGACCGGCGGAUUAGCGGAUGACCAUGAUGUCUUAUCCUUCUUGUUAUUCCAACUCACGGAACCGGGCCAAACUCCGCCCCAACCUGAGGCAGAGAUUCCUAAAGAAGACAAGGACAAGUACCAGGAGGAAUUUCACAACUUCCAGCAAGAGCUUGACAAAAAGAAAGAGGAGUUCCAGAAGGAGCACCCGGAUGUCCAAGGAGAGCCAAUUGAGGAUUUGUAUGAGAGUGUGAACGAUCGAGAGAUCCGUCAGGUGUUCGAGGGUCAGAACCGCAUCCACCUGGAGAUCAAGCAGCUCAACCGGCAGCUGGCCAUGAUUCUGGACGAACAGCGGCGCUACGUGACCAUUGUCACUGAUGAGAUCUCCAAGAGGGGAUCCAACAUUGGCUCGGGGCAGUUGGAUGUGGCGAACCAGCAGCUGGGCACUAUUGUAUCCUCCCAACAUGAUCUGCUCAGGAACAUCAACGAGUUUAGGAACGCCUUUUACGAAUCUCUGAAGCAGAUGGGCGCGUCCCAGCAGCAUCAUCAGGGCGGCGCUGUUGCCGCUUAUGAGAGCGUUCAGCAUUUCAAUGACAUCAAGGAGCACCUGCACUCAGUCAGACGCGACUUGGAGCACCUGGUACAACGUGGCGCUCAGAACCCUGGUGAGAAGGUCCAAAAGUGCCCUGAGUUUCCACCCAUGCCCGCGUGCCUGUCCACAGUCCAUUUUGUCGUUUUCAUCGUGGUUCAGUCGGUUCUGUUCUUGUGUUACAUCAUGUACAAAAGCCAACAGGAAGCAGCUGCCAAGAAGUUUUUUUGAUACCAAAAAAAAUCUAAAUGAGUUUGUAAAUGAGGGAAUAGUUAUUUUGGGUGACUUUUUUUUUUCCUCCUCAAAUUUUCUAAGUUAUUGUAUCUGGAAGGAAAAUAUGAUUUGUGUGGAAGAAUUUAGUUUUAAUGAAUUGCUUCCAGAUUCUUAAUUUGGUGCUGUUUACAAUGUAUGACACACAAAACUUAAUCCUGGCAGUAUUUUUUCUUUUAUUUUGGGUCACAUCUUUUUGGAUUUUUGUUUAAAAAAAGGAAGAAAAAAAUCUGUCUGAGUUGUUUCCGGCAUGUUGCUGACAACAAACCUGUGUCUUUUUUUAAAAUGUGCAAUUUUGUAUGAAUAAAGAUGGAAACUUGGUGGAAUCUGACA